Vigna radiata var. radiata (mung bean) is the source of this 2292-nucleotide messenger RNA. RefSeq lists its product as uncharacterized. The record is from RefSeq and is a predicted model, not a curated record. The transcript is spliced from 5 exons. The coding region runs from base 1 to 2292 and encodes 763 amino acids. Gene Ontology annotation, molecular function: zinc ion binding. Lineage: Eukaryota; Viridiplantae; Streptophyta; Magnoliopsida; Fabales; Fabaceae.
AUGCGUGGGAAUGGCAUGAGGUCCUUUAGCCUCAGGGUAUUUCUAUAUCGAGGUGGUUCCACUAGACUAACCUCGGGUGGUGGUCUGUUGAGUGUAUCCCAGUUAGGUCCACCCAGGCAGGAAGCUGAUGGUGCUGGUGAGUGUGAACAGCAAGGUGAUGGUGUUACUCAGUGUGACCAGCAAGUACAUGGUGCUGUUGAGUGUGAACAGCAAGUUCAUGGUGAAAAUACUGUACCUGUUGAAGAAGAUAUAUGUCAGGGUGAUGGUAUUGUUGAAGGUCAUAUUGAAACUCAGUGUGAAGGAGAUAAUGGUACUGUCCGUACUUGUAGUUCUAGUGGUGAGGAUGACAAUGGUGAUGUUAAUGCUGAUUAUAUGGAAGGCUUGGUUGACUGUGAUAUACAAGAGGAUCUUGGAGAUGGAAAUCGCUUUAGUGAUAUAGAAAUUGAUGUGGAAUAUGAUGGAGAAUCANCCACUGGGUUUUCUGAUAGUGAUAUGGAUGAUGGCAUAAAGUGUGAUGAUAACAGAGGGUUGUCUGAUGAAGAAUGGGAAUCUGAAGACCUCGAUAGUGGAGCAGAAAGUGAUGCAACAGAUGAUGAAGAGAGUUAUGGCAAGUUUGUGACAUUUACUAUGCCUAAAUCAAUGGUUGAUUACAAGUGGGAUUUGGGGACGUAUUUUGCUCAGAAGGAAGAUUUGUUGGAUGCCCUAAAAACCUAUGCAAUUCAAAAUGGUAGAAAUAUUAGAUACGUAAAAAAUGAUAAGAAAAGGGUUAGGGCUAAAUGCAUGGGAUCUAAAGGAAAGUGUCCCUGGUUGGCAUAUUGUGGUUACAUGGAUUCAAUAAAAACAUGGCAAUUAAGGACUAUUGUUGACAACCACACUUGUAGUAGAGAACACAAGGUAGGAUUACUCAAUUCAAAAUGGCUGAGUAAGAGGUUGGAGAAAACUGUUAGAGAAAAUCCCAGAGUGAAGGGAGUGGACAUUGUUCAGAAGGUAAAUAGAAAGUGGAAUGUAGGUGUAUCUCAAUCCAUGGCUUAUAGGGCUAAAGCCAUUGCUUCUGACCAUGUUGAUGGGUCUUUCAAAGAGCAAUAUAAAAGGAUCUUUGAUUAUGCAAAUGAGAUCCUAACUCGUAAUCCUGGAUCCANAGUUCAGGUUAAGGUUGAACCAAAUGAAACCCUGCAAGGACCUAUAUUUAGGAGGUUUUAUGUUUGUCUAAAAGCCUGCAAGGACAGUUUUGUGUCUUGCAGGCCUAUUAUAGGGCUAGACGGUGCUUUUUUGAAAGGUAAAUAUGGUGGGGAAAUGUUGACUGCUGUUGGAAGGGACGCAAACGACCAAAUGCUACCUAUUGCAUAUGCCAUUGUGGAAGUGGAGAACAAGGCAACUUGGAAAUGGUUUAUAGAACUUCUGGUUGAAGAUCUUGGUGGGACGACAAUAUGUGCAUCAUUUACAUGGAUGUCAGAUCAACAAAAGGGUCUAUUGCAAGCUUUUCAAGAAAUUCUUCCAAGAGUUGAUCACAGAUUUUGCGUUAGACACCUAUACGCUAAUUUCAGAAAACAAUUCCCAGGGAAACAACUCAAGAGGUUGAUGUGGAAGGCAGCUACAGCAACCACUNCCCAAACAUGGGAAAAGGAAAUGACAAAUAUCAAAGAGCUGAACGUUGAAGCUUUUAAAUAUCUGAUCAAAAUCCCUCCCAGACACUGGUCCAGAUCAUGGUUUACAACCACAAGUAAAUGUGAUACAUUAGUCAACAACAUGUCAGAGGCAUUCAACAGUGUUAUGCUGCAUACAAGGUCCAAGCCAAUAAUAAGCAUGAUGGAGGACAUCCGGAUUUACAUCAUGAAAAGAUGGGCAAGUAACAGAACAAAAUGUCAGACAUUGAGUGGGGUCAUUUGUCCUAAAAUCAAGAGUAGACUAAAUAAGGAGUCCCAGUUAACUAAGUUCUGGAUUCCAAGUUGGUCAGCAGAGAAGUUAUUUGAAGUCCGUCAUGCCUCUCAAGUUGGGGAGAAGCUUGUGGUCGAUCUAGACAAACAUGAAUGCAGUUGCAGGAAAUGGGCUGUCUCAGGAAUUCCAUGUUGUCAUGCGUUGGCUGCUGUGAAGUUUCUCAACUUAGAUGCAGAGGACUUCAUACCUGGUUGGUUUAGGAAGGCCACAUAUGAAGAGACAUACUCUUCAAUUGUCUACCCGUUAAAUGGAAAAAACCUGUGGCAGGUUACACCAUACAGCGAUGUAUUCCCUAAAAGAAAAAGUGAAGUGUAUAAAGCAGGGAUGAUUGCAUAUUUCAAUGAUACAACUGAUUAA